UUGAUAUCUUAUUAAUUUUUACUAUUUAAUUUUCUACAUAUAUGUGUGUAUGUGUGUCUGUGGGUAAAAGUACCAACUAAAUAGUAUUUACAUUAAACGUUUUUGUUUAUUUUGAGCAAAACAUUUGAAUUCUGUAGUCCUGCCUUCACCGUGUCUGACUAUCACCCAUUUUCUUUCCAUUUGUUGACCCACUCUUUGUUUCCCGACGUAGCCGAUGAGGUACACAUUGCAUUUUAUUAUAACUUAUAUGUAGGGCGAAGUACUGAAUAAAAAAUAUAGAUGAAUGAAAUCUAAAUGUACGAUCCAUAUCGCAUACUUUUCCAAACUAUUUAAAUCUUAAUAAUUUUUGUGAGAAUGCCGUCUGUUUUGCAAUGCAUAGUUUGUUUUAUUAUGUUAGAGGUAUCUAUUCCGCCGAGGUCGACUUUGCCUUCCAUCUUUUCUAGGUCGAUAAAAUGAGUACUAGUGAAACAGUAGGGUCGAUAUAAUCGACUACUCCCUUCCCCACAAAUUUCAGGCCUUGUGCCUAUAGUAGAAAAUAUUAUGUUAGUUAUUAUCAAAACGGUAAUUUUUACAUACGGAUAAGAAUAUUUCUGUAAAGAACUGAAAUCACGGUGUUUUAUGAAUAUACGCAUAGGUGAUUUUGCAAUGAAUGUGACAAUAACUAUAUCCAUCAAUAAAUGAGCCGUCUACACCUUACGGCGACUACGAAUUGGUAAGUUUUACACCGUGACCAUCGAUACCACGAGAUGUAGAUGCAGCUAAAUACAUAGAUUUUAAAUUUGUAUGUUAUUAAUAUCUACGCACACACGCAGGCACAAACAAACACACACACACACACACACACACACACACACGCACACACACACACAAAAUGCACACAUAGACACGCACACACAAGCACAUACAUAUUGUAUUUGUUAUAAUCUGAGUGGAAAUAUCAUAAUUACGUGUCACCUACAAAUUUGUACGAAAUGUUUAUUCCACUGUAUUUUCCUUUAGCUGAAAGGGAACCUUCCCAGAACGACAGGUCCUGAAUACGUUGUGUAUGAUUCCACUGCUUUACGUAAAGUGUUUCCUAAGUUAUUUCUGGCUCGAAUAUUUGAUGAUAUAUUGAAGAAGAGCGAUAAAUCAGUGGAAACGUUUACUUUCACGAUAGAUGACGUAAAACUCAUGAUCAAUUUAAGCAAUCUUAUUACUGGAACCGAUAUUGGGGAUUUCCUUAUCAUUGUCUUACUGGAGGUAUUUCAAGAAUUUUAUGAAAAAUUUCCGAUUUUACGAAAAGAAUAUAAAGCAGAAGACACUAAUACAACCAGUACCCAGGAGACGAUAUCACUACGAAGAAAAGAAUGUCUGACAACCGUUCACUUAUUAAGUGAAAUAUUGAACUGGAUGUAUAUUGAGAAAGGUUUUGAUGAACAGAUGAAUAAGAAGGUUAUGUCUAUAAUACACUAUCUCAUAAAAGCUACGAAAUAUGUAUUAUCAGAUAUUAGCUUAUUUGAUGAAGAGAGUAAGAACCAAGCUUUUGAUAAACUGGAGAUAUUAAAGGAAAAUAUCUACAUAGGCCCCGAACACUCAAUAUCGAGGAAGGAGAGGUUGAUUAAGGAUUACGUAAAUCUAAAUUUCACUGACGAUUUUGUCACAAACAUCUUUAGCUUGAACAAAUUUCACUCAGACUUGCUGACCUUGAGGAUGCUUAACGAUGAAAAGAAAAUUGUAUCCCAAACAGAUGACCUGCCUGCUUAUAUUAAAAGAAUUCGUUCAAUACAUGUUCCUCUCGCAUCCCUACAGCUCCCACUGUUUACAAAAGAUGAACAUAUGGUACGGAAUUUUGCUGGAUUGGGCUUCUUAAUUGGAUGUGAAAUAUUUCGUGAUUUUGAGAUUGCCGGCAACAACUUCUCUAUGGAUUUGUGGCUGAGUGAACAAUCCUACAGAAGAUACCAAAAGUUGAAGAAUGAUUUCAUUAAUAAUUUCACUCAACGUCAAAAUCAAUCACAAACAACAAGUGUUAAUGACAUAAUUGCUGAUGAAUUUGGGUUUAACGUAGCUUCUAAGGCUUUCUUGUUAUGGAACUCAGAAAAUAUUAUCGUUGAUGAAAACCUACCUGCACUGAAAAUGAAGCAUCUAAAAACGUUUUACUCUGUGUUUGCUCGCAUAUUUUGUUCAAGUGAAGAAUCUAAUCCCCAAAAUUAUGCAGACAACAAAAGAAUAUUCGCCCCAAAUACAGAAAGGGUUCAUAAAAUAUUACAGAAUUCUGAAUGGUUUGCAAAGGCGUUUCAGUGUCCCAAAGGUGCCAGCAUGAACCCACAGCCUAAAGUCGAAUUAUGAAUGUGAUACGAAAAACAAUAUUUUAUGACUUGCUUUGAACAAGAGAUUAUUUAACAAAUCUACUACACCAAAGUAAUGAUAAAAACACCGGGCAACGUUACAGUGGGUACCUUUUACAAAUGCGUCAACUAAAUAUUUAAAAUAUGGUUUAAAAGCUGGAUGCCUAAAGAAUACUGAGGGACAAUAACAACAGCAUUAUAUGCAUAAUAAGCGUUUGAAUGUUGUGGAAAGAGAAACUCAUCCUAGCUGGAGGAGUGACAGAACGACAAAUGAGGAAUCACGCUUGAAGUUUUCAAGUAUGAAUUGUUGAUUGUGCGUGAAAGGGAAGAAUGUUUGCUGCCAGAUACUUUAGUCAUUCACAGUUGACAUUUUUAUUUUUGGUUAAUGAACAACUCACAUUUGCUUCCCCGUCUCCUAGCUAUGAUGCUUAAUUUUCC
Octopus sinensis (East Asian common octopus) is the source of this 2762-nucleotide messenger RNA. RefSeq names its product membrane metallo-endopeptidase-like 1. The transcript is spliced from 15 exons. Lineage: Eukaryota; Metazoa; Mollusca; Cephalopoda; Octopoda; Octopodidae. Bases 1171 to 2325 code for a protein of 384 amino acids. Gene Ontology annotation, biological process: protein processing. The record is from RefSeq and is a predicted model, not a curated record. Gene Ontology annotation, molecular function: metalloendopeptidase activity. Gene Ontology annotation, cellular component: plasma membrane.